Molecule: messenger RNA, 837 nt
Organism: Fusarium subglutinans
Lineage: Eukaryota; Fungi; Ascomycota; Sordariomycetes; Hypocreales; Nectriaceae
Product: GATA transcription factor
Exons: 2
Coding region: 1-837 (278 amino acids)
Source: RefSeq, a predicted model, not a curated record
AUGUCUGAUCCGCUUUCUGUGACAGCGAGUGUCGUCGGAAUUGUAGGAGCACUGCUACACGGCUCCAAGCGACUCUACGAAUUUAUUGACUCACUUCAAAAUGCCCCAAAGGACAUCGCCGCGCUGUCGACCGAUUUGAGAGCACUGUAUGAGAUCCUUGCCCAUGUCACACAUAUCCAGGAUAGGUUGUCUAGUCACGUCGACCUCUGCACCAGCUUAAAAGCGCCCUUGGAGAACUGCUUGAACAUAUUCGACGAGUUCACGACCUUGCUACAGGGAUUCACUCAGACCUCAAGAAAUGGGACCAUUCAAGUCCGAGUCUGGAAGCAAAUGGCAUGGGCAUUCAAGGACAAGGAGAUCCAGCUUUUCAGAGAUACGAUUACGACAUAUAAAGUAUCCUUAGACAUGGCUUUGAGCGCGAUGACAUUUUCUACGAUUGCAUCAUUGAACGAACGUACCAAAAAAUUCGAAACAGACUUUAAAGAGGAGUUCAAGGACAUAAAAUUAAGAUUGCAAACCUUGGAUAACGACCGUAUCGAGUUGGCUAGCGUUGCAGGGUGUAAAGGCUCCGAAUGGUAUGGAACAGAGGCCAAUUUUGCAAUGAAUCGUUUUCUCGAGUAUACCGAGUCACUCUGUGAUUCACCUCCAGAAUCGUUCCCUGGAUCACCGAUUCAACUUUUGUUUGAAGAAUGCGAAGAGCUUGAUACACAACAAGCGUUACCAGAUACAGCAUCAUCACGCCAACUUCACGCCAUCUGCAGCACAGUACCAUCCACCGGAAUGAAAUACGUGGCAUUACUUACGGAGGUUCAGUUCAAAAGUCUUUGCCGACGCUAA